GGGCGCUGCAUUCCGCAGGCGCUGCGGGGCCGCCUCCGCCCCUGCCUCCUCCCCGCGGCCGCCCCGGCCGCUCCGGGGGAUGUUCCGCCGUUCCUCCGCCGCCCGAGCCCCGGUCCCGGUCCCGGUCCCUCGCAGGCUACCGCCGGGGCUGCUCCGACCCCGAACCGCCCGUGGGUCCCGGUCCCCGGCGAGCCCCCGCCGCGCCCAGCGCCCUGCGCCAUGGCCCUGCGCCUCCUGCCAUGGGUGCUGCUGGUGUUGUUGGGCUCGCUGCUACCCGGGCAGGGCUUGCAGGCCAACCCUAUGUUGGCUUCCGAGCCUUCCCGGAGACACCCGGCACCGGUACCGGGAGGGGAACCCGGGGGUAUCACGGCCGCGCCGCCGCCGGCCACGGCGCAGGAGAUGCACCCGCUGAACAAGCAGGCGGCCAACCACUCGGGCGAGGGGCACGCCAAGCCCCGCAAAGCCUUCCCCGUGCUGGGCAUCGACUACUCGCACGUCCGCAUCCCCUUCGAGAUCUCCCUCUGGAUCCUGCUGGCCUGCCUGAUGAAGCUGGGUUUCCACGUCAUCCCCUCGGUGUCCAACAUCGUUCCCGAGAGCUGCCUGCUCAUCGUGGUGGGCCUCCUGGUCGGCGGGCUCAUCAAAGGGGUGGGCGAGAAGCCCCCCAUCCUCAGGUCCGAGAUCUUCUUCCUCUUCCUCCUCCCGCCCAUCAUCUUGGACGCCGGCUAUUUCCUCCCCCUGCGCCAGUUCACCGAGAACCUGGGCACCAUCCUCAUCUUCGCCGUGGUGGGGACGCUCUGGAACGCUUUUUUCCUGGGCGGGCUGAUGUACGCCGUGUGCCAGAUCGGUGGCAGCGGCCUCAACCACAUCGGCCUCCUGGCCAACCUCCUCUUCGGCAGCAUCAUCUCGGCCGUGGACCCGGUGGCCGUGCUGGCCGUCUUUGAGGAGAUCCACAUCAACGAGCUGCUGCACAUCCUGGUCUUCGGGGAGUCCUUGCUGAACGACGCCGUCACCGUCGUCCUCUACCACCUUUUCGAGGAGUUUGCCAACUUUGAGCAGGUGACCAUUAUCGAUAUCAUCCUCGGCUUCCUCAGCUUCUUCGUGGUGUCACUGGGCGGCGUCUUCGUGGGCGUCAUUUAUGGGGUGAUUGCUGCCUUCACCUCCCGCUUCACCUCCCACAUCCGAGUCAUCGAGCCCCUCUUCGUCUUCCUCUACAGCUACAUGGCCUAUCUCUCUGCUGAGCUCUUCCACCUCUCUGGCAUCAUGGCGCUCAUCGCCUCCGGCGUGGUCAUGCGGCCCUACGUGGAAGCCAACAUCUCCCACAAGUCCCACACCACCAUCAAGUAUUUCCUCAAGAUGUGGAGCAGCGUGAGCGAGACCCUCAUCUUCAUCUUCCUGGGUGUCUCCACUGUGGCCGGCCAGCACUACUGGAACUGGACCUUUGUCAUCAGCACGCUGCUCUUCUGCCUCAUCGCGAGGGUUUUAGGCGUCCUGGUCCUCACCUGGUUCAUCAACAAGUUCCGAAUUGUGAAGCUGACGCCGAAGGACCAGUUCAUCAUUGCCUACGGGGGGCUGCGGGGAGCCAUCGCCUUCUCCCUCUGCUACCUCCUCGACUACGAGCACUUUGACAUGAGGGACAUGUUCCUCACGGCCAUCAUCACGGUGAUCUUCUUCACAGUCUUCGUGCAGGGCAUGACCAUCCGGCCCUUGGUGGACCUGCUGGCUGUGAAGAAGAAGCAGGAGACGAAGCGCUCCAUCAACGAGGAGAUCCACACGCAGUUCUUGGAUCACCUUCUGACGGGGAUUGAGGAUAUCUGUGGCCACUAUGGGCAUCACCACUGGAAAGACAAGCUGAACCGCUUCAACAAGAAGUACGUGAAGAAGUGCCUGAUUGCAGGGGAGCGCUCCAAGGAGCCCCAGCUCAUCGCUUUCUAUCACAAGAUGGAGAUGAAGCAGGCAAUCGAGCUGGUGGAGAGCGGGGGUUUAGGCAAGAUCCCCUCUGCUGUCUCCACAGUCUCUAUCCAGAACAUCAACCCCAAGACCCUGCCCGCGGAGCGCGUCAUUCCAGCCCUGUCCAAGGACAAGGAGGAGGAGAUCCGGAAAAUCCUUCGCAAUAACCUGCAGAAAACCAGGCAGAGGUUGCGAUCCUACAACCGGCACACGCUUGUGGCCGACCCCUAUGAGGAAGCCUGGAACCAGAUGCUCCUGCGGAGGCAGAAAGCCCGGCAGAUGGAACGAAGGCAGGCGAACUACCUGACGGUGCCGGCUCACAAGCUCGACUCGCCCACGAUGUCCCGGGCUCGCAUAGGCUCAGAUCCGCUGGCCUACGAACCCAAACCGGACUCGGAGAACCUGCCCAUCAUCACCAUCGACCCGGCCUCCCCGCAGUCCCCGGAGUCCGUGGACCUGUCGAAUGAGGUGCCCAAGGGCUGCGGCGGCCUGCCGCCCUCGCCCGAGGAGGAUGAGGAGGGGCUGGUGAUGCGGGUGAAGGAGCCUUCCUCCCCGGGCACUGACGAUGUCUUCACCCCGGGGACCAGCGACAGCCCCAGCAGCCAGCGGAUGCUGCGGUGCCUGAGCGACCCGGGGCCUCGGCCGGAGCCGGAGGAAGGGGAGCCCUUCAUCCCCAAGGGGCAGUAGCAGCGGGCGCGUGAAGCCUCACGCAUCUCCGUCUGGUUUCUCUCUCUCUCUUUGUUUGUUCUUCCCUCUUUGACCCCCACCCCUACCUUUUUGGUUCCUCUAUCACUACACGCUGGGUUCUGGAAGGAGAGACCGUCCCAGAUGGAUGGGUUCUGCCCCCACGGCUCUGGCCAGCAAGCCAUGGACUGGCCCCAAGGAGCAGGAUGGAGCCCCUGGGACGGCCGGCGGUGGAGGGGACGGGGCACCCAGCACCGCCUGCCUGCUGUGCCCUGGGGGUGACGGACAAUCUCCCAGGGCCUGGGACUUGUCAGGCCUCGGCAGGGCUUCCCCAGAGGCUGCCCCCAGCGCCGCCCCCACCUGCGUUGACUCAGGACCAGCGAGCGGCUCCUCAGGGUGGCUCUGGCAAGCGCAGCGUGGGCUCUGGCUGGAGAAUUCGGGGUGUCCACGGGGCCUGCCUCGCAGCACGGCUUUGCCUCUCCUUUGCUUCGCUUUUUAUCUGCCUCCUCGCCUCGAUUCUGGAGCGGAGAGCUUGGAGGGGGGAGCCAGGCUCCGCUCAGGGGCUGGGGCACAGACCACCUCCCUCGGCAGCCUCCCGGGGACCGCAGGCUCAUGGCGGCGUCCCCUUGCCUUGGCUGCUUCCCCUGUGGGGCUGGCUGCUGCCCGGGAACACCUCCUCCAGCACUGCAUUUCACGCCGGGUCUUGUUAAAUUAAAUAUCCUAUAGCCAUGCGAGGGGGACCCGGCUCCCCUCUCGCUCUGAGUGGCCCUGCAAGCAUGGGCCUCAAUGCCUCUCGUCUCCUGGAGCUGCUACCUGUCACCCAGCCCUUCGGGGACCCCGCUGCGAGCCGCCACCGAGUGCCCUGGAGGCCUCUGAGCCGUGGCGAGCACCUCCUGCUGCCCUCGCCUGCCUGGCAGCACGGCUCCGGCCCCGUGCACGACCCCUUAAAAUCCCAUGCAGGGGGCAGAGACAGCACCGGGUGCUCCUUAACCAAAGACAGCCUCCGGGUUCGACGUCCGCGGGGAGGUGGCGUGCGGAUGAUUGUAUUUUCUACACGGUUUGGAUGUUUUCCCUUCCCCCACGACCAAGAGGAGCUCGGGAAGAGCUGGGGACUGGCUCCUGCUGCUCACCCAGCACGGGGGCACAGCGGGGCCGGGAGCUGGCAGGAGGGGGCCAGCUGGGGGUGCUGAGGGUCCUGAGCUUGGAACGAGCCCCGAGACUUUGCUGGGAGGGAGCGUUGGGUGUUCAGGUGGCUCGCAGCCCUCCCUGGGCUCAGGACCAUCCCGCGUCGUGCUCAAGCAUGUCAUCUUGUCCCCCGUGUGCCGCCUGGCCCCCACCACGUGCCAUGGGGUGCUCAGCACCCCGGGGGGGGCCAGAGCUGCCUCCCCUUCCUCGUGCCGUGCCUUGUCACGCGUCGUCCCUGUCCUGCUGCCUUCGUGCGCGCCCGUCGCAGGACCCCCGGGCCUUGCCUCGUGCCUGGCCCCGGGGUCUGGCAUCCGCGCGGCUUCCUCCCGCUGGGGCGAGCGCCCGCCGUCGCUGUCUGUGUGUGCCUGCGUGCCCUGCUCUGUCUCCAGGAGGAAAAAAAAAUAAAAGCAAUGAAAAUUCUCUUGUAUAAAAAGGAAAAAAGAAAGAAAAAAAAAAAAACACACACAUGUAAAGAGAAUCUCGUUUUUUUUUUUUUUUCAUGAAUAUUCUAAUAAAUUAAUGUUAAUU
Molecule: messenger RNA, 4344 nt
Organism: Cygnus olor (mute swan)
Lineage: Eukaryota; Metazoa; Chordata; Aves; Anseriformes; Anatidae
Gene: SLC9A1
Product: solute carrier family 9 member A1
Exons: 12
Coding region: 220-2634 (804 amino acids)
Biological process (GO): proton transmembrane transport; regulation of pH; sodium ion transport
Cellular component (GO): membrane
Molecular function (GO): sodium:proton antiporter activity
Source: RefSeq, a predicted model, not a curated record